CACUUAUUACACAGAUUUUACUCCUUUCCUUUUCUUUCUGUGUGUGUAUAAAAGUUCAAUUCUUUUAGUAUCUUUUCUAAAUUGGAAGAAAAGUUAAUGCUGAAAAGUGAAAAAACAUUCAAUUUUUCCCCUCAUUUCAUCGAUGUCGUUUGAUAUUAGUUAAAUUCUUUGAAACUGUUGAUCGGAAGAUCCAAGAAGAUAUCUCUUUUCAAUUUAAAAUUCUUGAAUUUAAAUGGAGGGGUUCUUGAAUUGUGUAGUUUUUCAUGUGGGUAUUGAUCUUUUGAAUGUCAAUCUUAUAAAUUUGGUUCAAAUUUGUUGAAAUUUGAAGAAACAUUAGGUCUCUAUCAGGUUAGGAUUUUUUUAAGUAAUUGGGGGAAAGAGAAUGGGAUUGGAGAGUCUGCUUAUUCUAACAGUAGAUCCACCAAUAAAACGGCGAGCAGGGCUACGGAGAAAACAGGCAGGGAGAGGCUCUUACAGGGGGAGCUAGGCGUAAAUUAGGGUUUAACUUUUUUUGGGGGUGUGAAAGUUCAUAAUUCAUUAGGUUGGUGGUGUAAUUACAGUAGGAAUUGUUUAGAUUUUUUCCGAAAGAAGAUGGGGGUUAGUGCAUUACAUCAAGCUCUGAAGAAUUUCUGUCUUAACACCGACUGGAAUUAUGCUGUUUUUUGGAAAUUGAAUCCUCAAGCUCGAAUGAUGUUGACUUGUGAAGAUGCUUAUUAUGACAAAAAUGAUCCUUCAGGGAGCAAAAAACCGUUUGAUACAAUGAUUGGAAAUUUGCAUGAACAAGACCUUCUUGACCUAGCAGUGGCAAAGAUGUCUUUUCACAGAUAUUCUCUCGGGGAAGGAAUCAUUGGGCAGGUUGCAGUUACAGAUAAACAUCUAUGGGUUUCUGGUGAUCAGCUUGUUAGUGAUCCCAGCUUGUCCUUUGAGGAUUAUGAUGGAUGGAAAACUCAGCUGCAAGCUGGGAUUAGGACGAUUGUUGUUGUGGGUGUUAUUCCUCAUGGAGUCGUACAACUUGGCUCAUUAAAGAAUAUUCCUGAGGAUUUGAAAAUGGUGAAUGACAUCCGAGAGAUCUUUCUUGAGUUACAAACUUCUUUAACCGGAUGCAUACCUAGCACUACUAGUUCAUAUAACGAUACAAUUACUUCCGUAAACUUCGGAAUCAACAAAUCCUACACAAUAUCCAAUCCCGAUCGAAACCCGGAAUCAGGAAUUCCCGUUCCGUCAAAUUUCCAAACGCUAAUGAACUCCAGAAACACAGAUUCCCAAACCGAAACCAACACCAUGAAUACAUCUUUCAAUUUCCCAGCCGGAUGCGAGUUAUACGAAGCACUAGGACCCGCAUUUUUUAACCAAAAUGAAAAUUACAAUAGUCAAACGGUCAAUGAGAUGCCUGGAAUCGGAAUGAGAAAUACCGAUCAUUUGACACCCAACUCGGGUUCCGAACAUCUUCUAGAAGCGGUUGUGGCCAAUGUUUGUCAAAGCGAUAGUGAGUUUAGUAACUCGGUGAAAUGGGUCGACCCGCGGUUCAAUGACAUGCAAACGAGCGGUUCGGGUUGUUAUUCGUUUGAGACUUACGGUUCUUCAUUAGGGUUCUCAUCGGCUAGUCAUAGUAGGUGUAGUGAACCAUUAGAACAAUCACAAGAACGGGUGCAUGUUAGCAAGAAACGGGCUAAACCGGGUGAGGGUAGUAGGCCCAGGCCCAGAGAUAGACAGCUUAUUCAAGAUCGUAUUAAGGAACUUCGUGAGCUCGUGCCUAAUGGAGCUAAGUGCAGCAUUGAUUCACUUCUGGAAAGAACAAUCAAGCACAUGCUCUUCAUGCAAUGUGUUACGAAGCAUGCUGACAAAAUCGAUAAAUAUGCCGAAUCUAAGUUGCUAGGAAAGGAAGCAGGCAUACGAGGUCCAUCAAGUCAUGAACAGGGUUCAAGUUGGGCAAUGGAGGUUGGGGAUCAGAUGAAAGUUUGUCCGGUAACAGUAGAAAACAUUGGUACAAACGGCCAAAUGCUGGUGGAGAUGAUGUGUGAAGAAGGCGUCCAUUUUCUUGAGAUAGCAGAUGCCAUUAGGAGUUUGGGUCUCACUAUUUUGAAAGGAGUUACAGAACCCGAAUGUGAUAAAACCCGGAUGUGUUUUCUUGUCGAGGGAGAGAAUAACAGAAAUGUUCAUCGGAUGGAUAUACUUUGGUUACUUGUUCAGAUAUUACAAUCGAAGACACAAACUUAAACUUAGCUGGAUUGUUUUUUUUUUUUUUUUUCUCAUGUCGUGUUGUAAUUUAGCUCCUUUUUUUAAAAAAAAAUUGAUGCAAAAAUAAUAUGUAUUGCCUUUAAGUUUAGGUUUUUUGUGUCUUUG
Molecule: messenger RNA, 2343 nt
Organism: Lactuca saligna
Lineage: Eukaryota; Viridiplantae; Streptophyta; Magnoliopsida; Asterales; Asteraceae
Source: the annotation of a GenBank genome assembly